AUGCUGAACGUCUUCGGACCUAAUAUUUCCACGGCCGAAGGCUCUGAAUGGCAACGUCAACGAAAACUUACCGCAACUCCUUUCAAUGAGCAAAAGAGUACCCUCACCUGGAGGGAGUCAUUGCGUCAGGCAGGUGAUAUGGUGGACACCUGGCUUCCUGACACGAAUGGAAGUGCGAGGAGCACGUCGGAAGAUACAAGAACAUUGGUUCUGCACGUACUGGCCUAA
Letharia columbiana is the source of this 228-nucleotide messenger RNA. RefSeq lists its product as uncharacterized. The coding region runs from base 1 to 228 and encodes 75 amino acids. NCBI's taxonomy places the organism in Eukaryota, Fungi, Ascomycota, Lecanoromycetes, Lecanorales, Parmeliaceae. The record is from RefSeq and is a predicted model, not a curated record. The transcript has 2 exons. Gene Ontology annotation, molecular function: monooxygenase activity; heme binding; oxidoreductase activity, acting on paired donors, with incorporation or reduction of molecular oxygen.